AUGAGUAGUUAUAGUGGAGCCUAUGGGUCCCGCGAUCAGCGAAAAGAGAAGUAUACUCAAGGUAAAGAAUUCGAUGACGGUACUUUAGAGACACUGGAAGGUAUAAUUACUGCCCUUGAGGACGAAACAGUCUCAAAGGAUUUCCAACCUCUCAUAAUGUUCUUUCAAAAAGGGUUUGCUGCUCAAUCGGUACAGGCUUGGUCAUACUAUGCUCAGGUAAAUAACCAUGGGAAGUUUUCGAAAACAACUACACUAUUAACUAGAACUUUACGGGCUUUAUCAUCUGACAGUAGUACACUAGCUACUGGAAGCGGUCUUAUUAAACUAAUACUGACGGGAUAUACCAAAGUUCUUUAUAGAGGGUUAACUAACAUGCGUGCUCAAUUAACCAAUCCUAUUCUUCGUUUGCUCAAACAAAUAGUCAACUUCAACAACGGCCAACAUCUCGAGGAAUUUGUGUCUUAUUUCGAUUUUUCACUACCUGUCUUACCAAGACUGCUAACACCAAGCAAGUCUGAGUUAGCCGAUGGCAAUUCCUCUGCACCCAAGAACGAUUCAAUAAGAUUUACGUUCAUCAAAUUCUGGUUGACAUUGAUUUCAAAGGCUUCCCCCUUCGUAAGAAAAGAACUUUUAACAGAAAACUUUAAGAUUAUGAGCAACUUAUUUAAGUUCAUGAAUAAGGUUGAUUCUGACAAGCUUUCCGAACAUAUACUGUCGGUAUUCAUAAAUGACAUCUUGAAAGAGAAAUCUUUCAAGAGGACUACUAAAACCAAAAUAUUAAACGAGUUAGCAGCCUCCAAAAUCCAUCACUUUUAUUAUUCAUCAAACGGGGACUUGGUCAAGAAAACCAAUGAGUUUUUCUUAACUUUUGGAGCCUCGCAUGAGUUUAGUGUGGCUUUUCCUGAUAAUUGUGUUUGGUUUACGAAUUCAGUUACUGAUGGGGCCUCUCAUGGGGCGCUGAUAACGGUUAACCAAGUAGAAUUUCAAGUGCACAAUAAACUUUUGUUUAACACUUUACGUGUUUUCAAGCCAUGGGAGGAUAUUCAGCAGUUGAAUACUCUGAUUAAAAUAUUGGAGAAUGUUCCAGAACUUGUAGCACCUUACAGCAUCUUUUUGACUACAAAUGGUAACCACGACCCUAAGAUGACUUCCUAUUGGUUUGGUACAACAUUACUACUAAACAAAAUUAUUAACUUAAAGAUACCACAAUUUAUGGAGAGUGUUGAGAGCAAUAUUCCACCCUCCACUUCCUUAGUCAUAGAAAAUAUUUUGCCUUCUUUACUCACUAAAUCUUCGUUAACAAAGUCUUUACAGUCUGAAACGCCAAUCAUAAGACAAUUGGCUUGUCAAUUAAUAGUCUUAGCGUUCAAAAAAUUAGAAAAGGUUUCUAUACUUUAUGAUAAAAAGGGCUGGAAAAAUGAAAAGGCCAUUUUACUAAACAAGUUUCAUACUAGAAUACCUGAGUUGCCAAUAUUUGUAUCCACAUUGAACAACGCUUUGGCCACAAAUAAAGAUAAUAAAAUCUUACCAUUAUCCAUAUCCGUUAUAUUCAAUUACUAUAGCAAAUUAUUCCCAAAUUUAUUCUCAAUAAACUUACCAUCAUCAAACCUUUAUACAGACAUCAUGCAAAAGCCUACAAUUUCUGGAAUGGAAUUUGCUAUUCUGGACAACUACUUGCAAUUUCAAGAAUUUAACUCCACUCAAACCAAAUGGUGGAACUCAAAUUCCAACGGAAAUUCUUUAUUCACUUUAUUAUUAAAAUUAGCCUCUUCCAAAAACGCCUCUAAUAUGGUAGCUACCAGAAUAUCUAACUUGCUAGAUGAGUUAACAAGAGCAAGUGUCAUCUUCAAUCCAACACUAAUUUCACCAUUAAUGGCUUUAGUAAACAGUCUCCAGGGUACUUGUCUCCAGGAUUUCGAAGCUGAAAGCAUGAAGAAGAUUUGGAAAUGGUUUGAUGAGACUAUAUCCCGUGUCAUGAAAACACCAUACAAAUAUGUCGAUUCGGCAAAAGAAUAUAAUUACAUUUCUCCUUUCAUCAUGGGUCUUUCAGAACAAUGGAAAUACGUUGAUAAGAAUAAUAUUUCAGUUCUGGUUAACAAAUGGCUUUUACUAUUCUUAAGAAAUAUGAUUUUCAUUGGAGAAAAUCAUACAGGAAUAAUUAAGCUUGUUAAAGACGCUUUCCCGGAAAUCAAUGAGCAUGAUGCAAAUCUGUAUUUGAAAUUCGAUUCAUUUGAAGAAAAUAUCAAAGAACUGAACAACUCGGAUUCUUUAAUCUCUGCAAUGAAGGACUCGUCAUUCUUUCAAUAUAUUUCUUUGCUUCCAUCUAAAGCUCUGACAAAUAUUUCUAGAUUACCAGUGAACAGAUUGGACGCAGCUGGAAUUCUUUUUAGGGUUCAACUACUGGUAAAAGACGAUUCUAUUUCCUAUGAUAAUCGCUUUGAAACGAUUGCUUGUGAAUUAGUAGGCAAGGUUGCCAGUUAUAUGGUGACUGAUACAGAAUUUCCAAUCAUCAAAGUUUUGGAAAGGUAUUUGAAAUUUGCUUUACCCAAGCUAAUCACAGAAAAAGAAAACAGUUUACUGAUGGAAAAGUCACGGUUGAUCUGCAACUUAAUUGGGGCGAUAUGCUUUGAAACAGGGCAACAAUUAGCAACAUUCCAAGAGACAAUACAAAAGACCGUUUUUGAUAGUGAAAAUAUUGAAGAACGUGUCAGCUAUGAUGGAUCUUAUAGUGAAAAAUAUAUUAAUGCUUUACUGAAAAGUGUCAGUGAGUAUUUGGGUACACCAGUAUUAACUUCCUUGCUCAUGUACGGCAUUACACUUGAGUUUUCAAGAAAUAUUCUGAAAAAGGUACACAACGAAGGAAGAAGUAUAGGUAUGUCCCUUGUGAGAAAUGUAUUGAACAAAACUAAGAACGAGGACUCCACUUUAGUCAAAGAAAUUAAUUUCUUUCUAACCAAACUCUUCGAGACAAACAAAGUUGACGUUGAUGCUAUAUCUGCACCCGAAGGUGUACUAUCACCUUCAGAAACUGCUUCCUUCAUUGACAGUGUUGUUUCGAAUGAUUUGAAUUAUCCGGUGUUAGAAGCUUUUUACAAAUGUGAAUUCUUCUCUUUCUCAUCAUUCAUACCAAAUAUUGAGAAAAUUAAAAACUUGCCUUUACUAAGCAUUGUAACGGCAACAGCACUGUCCGAGCAUAUGGAGGAUAACGAUUUCAGCGUCUUUGCUCAUGAAGUACUUAAAAAAUAUGAUAACGAUAUUGGGAAAUAUACGUCUAGUGCCACUUUUAAGAGGGACAUUUUUGAUGAGGUAGUAGACAUGAUCACUACUUAUAUUAGAAUUUAUGACGAUUCAAAAAAACUGAACAUUUUAGAAUGCGUUUUGGCGCAGAAUGAUCACAGAUACCAUGCGGCCACGGUAAAUUAUAUUACUGCAAAUAACGACUUUGCUUAUCCAGGAGUGACCACAUGGUUAAAUAAAACACUUCUUUAUGUCACAAAAUAUCUUUCAGAAAGAGAAAUUUUAUCCGAUUCGUUCUUCAAACUAUUGCAUGCCAUGACUAAGCUAUUAAGCAAUGAGAAGGCAUCAAAGGUGCUCAAUUCCAAGAUCGUCAAUGCUCAAUUAGAGGUCAUUUUGGGUAGCAAAUGGAUUGAAAAAACAGAUAUACUUGAGUACGUCAACAUACUAAUUCUCUGCAUUAAGCAAAAAUCAAUCAAAUCCGAAAGAAUGGUUCAGUUAUUAUUGAACAACGAAAAGUAUUCAUCAAUUAUGAUUACAGACAAUGAUGAAAAUUCUUCAUAUAAGAAAUUUUUAAGCACAAUGAUAUUAUUCACUUUAUUCAACUUCAAUCCCGUCAUAAACUCUACGCCAACUGUUCAAGAAAAGCUACUGACUUUUUACUCUGGUACUAUUUCUAGCGAUGAUAAGCUAAUCAUAAAAAUGUUAGAGAUUAUCGAAUCUCAAACCUCUAACUCAUGGACAAACAUGAUUUUUUCGUGGGAAUUUAUCCAGGAGGAAGAAGAGGAAGAAGUCUUGGAAACUAUUGGGGACACAAGGUUGAUUACUAAAGAAAAAGAAGGUUUGAUAAUAACAUUGAGAAAGCGUUUGAUUGAGAAGUCUAUUGACGGAUACGUAUUAGAAAGACCACAAAUUCCUGAAUUUUGCAUAUCUUCUAAUAAAGACAGCUUUGAUAUUACUACUAGAUGGAACUUACUCAAGAAGUACUAUGAACAAACUGAGAGAUGUGGUACUGCUAUGUAUGAUCCAUUGUUGCUAUUGUUACUGGUGAUUCAUAAUAAAGAACUAGUAAAGAUGGUCAAAGAAGAAGAUGGCAGUUUAACAUACAAGUAUGAAUUUAAGAAAUUCCUAGAUUCGAAACUUUUCCAAUUCAUUAUUUGUUCACUAAGUGACGAUGAGGCUAUUACCAACAUAAGUUACGAACACUUGACGAAUUUAGCGGUUUCAUUAGAGAAGAAAAGUGUCCAAGCGAAUCCUGUCAAGAAAGUCACUGAUAAAGAUGACGAAGAGAAGGAAGAGGAUAACGGUUUGAUCAAAUAUAACAGCAUUUACCAAAUUUUGAUCAAGAGGAUUCUGUACCAUAGGCAACAAAACCAAGAUUCAAUCAGGCCAUUAAUUUGGUUUUCUAUCUCUAGAAUUGUUGAUUUACUGAAAAAUCCAACUUUACCAUUACACGAGAAGGCGUAUCGCUGGGUAUUAUCAAGUUCCACUAUACGUGGUUGGGAUAUCCCUAUGGUUUCCGAUGUGAUGAUGUCCUACAACAAGAGGCAACAAGACGACGAUAACAAGAAAGAGAUUGAUAUGGAAAUUUAUUAUGGGGAGCUGAGUUGGGUCUUGGCGACAAUUGGUAAGGGAAUCAAAACUGACGAAGAUUUCAAGAUGUUGGAUAAAAAAGGUGUAUUCGAAUGGUUAUUAAACUUAAUCAAUGUACCUUACUUGAAAGAGAGAUUACGCGAAUUGAUUUUUCUGGUUUUUUACAAGGUGCAAAGAGUAGCUGAUGAUGGCGGACUGAAUAUGAUUAGUAGAAACGGUAUUGUUUCAUUUUUGGAAAUUUUGAACAACAACAUCAAAUCUAAAUUACCAAAGGACAAUGUGCUGAACAGUGCUGAUGUCUUACAAAAUGAGAAUAAAAAUACAUUGAAUAAUACCUUUAAGUUGGUUCAAGAACAGAAUGGGAUUGAAAAAUUGUUGUUAGGUUAUAAUGAACUUGUCAAAUCACAGAAAAGAUUGAUAUUAUGGACGGAAGGUGAUAGCGACAAUGUUGUCAAAAGACUACGUAAAUGA
Messenger RNA from Saccharomyces eubayanus, 5298 nucleotides. It is a transcript of the gene URB1, whose product is annotated as Urb1p. Gene Ontology annotation, cellular component: nucleolus. NCBI's taxonomy places the organism in Eukaryota, Fungi, Ascomycota, Saccharomycetes, Saccharomycetales, Saccharomycetaceae. Gene Ontology annotation, biological process: maturation of 5.8S rRNA from tricistronic rRNA transcript (SSU-rRNA, 5.8S rRNA, LSU-rRNA); maturation of LSU-rRNA from tricistronic rRNA transcript (SSU-rRNA, 5.8S rRNA, LSU-rRNA). The record is from RefSeq and is a predicted model, not a curated record. The transcript has a single exon. Bases 1 to 5298 code for a protein of 1765 amino acids.